Pongo pygmaeus (Bornean orangutan) is the source of this 6536-nucleotide messenger RNA. It is a transcript of the gene SMIM11, whose product is annotated as small integral membrane protein 11. Lineage: Eukaryota; Metazoa; Chordata; Mammalia; Primates; Hominidae. The coding region runs from base 274 to 450 and encodes 58 amino acids. The record is from RefSeq and is a predicted model, not a curated record. The transcript is spliced from 4 exons.
AGGCCGCCAGGCCCCACCCGCGGGGCGCUCCUGCUGGACCUGGCCGUCGGGCGCUGUCAACCCGCUGAGCAGUGUGUUCCGGCUGGCACGUGGCCCGGGCGGGGCUCAGGAUUGGUUCAAGCCUACGGUGUUGGUCCCCGGAGAGUCUAGGGAGACAAGCAAUCCCCUGGAAUGAUCAGACCUUCCAGCUCCCUGGACCUGACCUUCCAGCUGCCUCUUAUGUACUUGUCUGUUGGGGGCUUGUGUUGAUCAGGAGUGAAUUCACAGUCUACCAUGAAUUGGAAGGUUCUUGAGCACGUGCCCCUGCUGCUGUAUAUCUUGGCAGCAAAAACAUUAAUUCUCUGCCUGGCAUUUGCUGGAGUGAAAAUAUACCAAAGAAAAAGGUUGGAAGCAAAACAACAAAAACUAGAGGCUGAAAGGAAGAAGCAAUCAGAGAAAAAAGAUAACUGAAGAUUCUGCCAUGUAAAUGUCAGCUUGAGUGGACUCCAGCUGAGAAGAAAGAGAAGAAAGACUUAAUUAUUGAAUAAUUUGUUAGAGGAUAAACUCCCAACCUAGACCUUUAACUUAAAAUAGUGUGAAUUUGUAUAUGUUUUUAAAAGAACCAGUACUGGCCGGGUAUGCUGGCUCUUACCUGAAAUCCCAGCACUUUGGGAGGCCAAGGCGAGUGGAUCACCUGAGAUUGGGAGUUUGAGACCAGCCUGGCCAACAUGGUAAAAUCCUGUCUCUACUAAAAAUAUAAAAAUUAGCCAGGUGUAGUGGCGCACGUCUGUAAUCCCAGCUACUCGGGAGGCUGAGGCAGGAGAAUUGCUUGAAUCCGGGAGGUGGAGGUUGCAAUGAGCCUAGAUUGUGCCACUGCACUCCAGCCUGGGCAACAGAACGACUGCAUCUCAAAAAAAAAAAAAGUAAAAUUAAAAUUAAAAAAAAGAAUAACCAGUAUUUUGUUUACUAAAAUAAAAUGCCUUUGUAAAAAAAGGAGUUGUGGCCUUUGGAAUAAGUCAAAUUGUAUAUCUCUUUCUCUUUCUCUUACACAGCACCCUCCACCCCAUGUUGUAAAGGGGGGGUUUUGUAAACCUACACCUCCCCCACCAUCUCAAGCUGGGGGGUCCCAGGUGAGAGGCUUCCAUAGAGGACAAGGUGGUGCAGAAACAUCUGCUGUGGGAGUGGGGUCCCCAGCACUGGGUGCUUCGGCCAGCUACCCCCGACCCCAGGCCCCCUCAUAGGCUGCCCUCCCGUACCCUCCUUUCUUGUCUUUUCCUCCUACAGCUGCUACACCCCUGUGAGAGUGUUUUGGAGUGUUUUCAUUGUUAGGGUGGAGGGAGGCUGUGUGCGUCCAGGAAAGGUGACUCCUGUGUUAACCAUGAGGGUCCUCGCAGGGAGGAAUCGUGGGAGCCCUAGGGUGUGUUUUGUCCUCUCCUCACCUGUUUGCUCCUUGGGAUUUGCUGAUGAGAAAUGAAGGGUAGGGCACCCUAGGAGCCACUGGAACCAAGGGCAGGGAGGAUGGGAAGAUGUUUUACUCAGCACCUAACACACGUAGAUCCCUGUGACAAGAGCUCAUGCUCUCCCACUUCUCGCAAGACUGUGCGAUGGGGAGUGAGGUAGCAGCAGCCGGCACUGGAAGCAGGGCGGCGUGUUUGGUCUGGUUGCUGACGGCUGCAUGGGAAACUUGCAGGAGUAUAUGUUAGUAAACGUCUCCCCGUCCUGGUCCAGUUUGUGUCGAACAUUGCGUUUUCCAUGUGGGGAGUCAGGGGAGUUCCAUCUUAAAUUGCACUGUGCUUGCUGGAUGCUCUUCAGCACAAUUUAGGAAGCAGGAAAGAAUUCACAAAGUUCUGAGGACAGACAGACCCUGGCCCUACAAGCUGCAGUGCUCACCAUAGUCAAAGUGGACUUUCAUGUAAGCCCAGACCUCAUUCUCUCUGAAGGAGGCCACUCCAGCCUUUGCCAGGAGCCCUGGUGACUUUAUUCUGCCUAAUCCUGCUGCGGCCUGGGGUCCUGUUAGAACAUGAAUGGAAAACUACAGCAGAGGUGGGAUGCCCUUGGAUUUCUGCUAUCCCCACACUUCCUUGACAUGCUCAGAUGGGGCCUAGAACUGACCCUGGGCAGUGGCCUACCAUCCUCCCUUUGUCAGGGCCUCCCUGCACCCUGGCAGAUUACCCCACCCUGGCGCAUGUUCCUGCCCCAGGGGCCUGGCCUCUGCUACCCACCCUGCAGGUGUAGGGCAUCACCUGCUCCUGCCUUGCCUGGCAUCAGACCUACUACCUUGGCACCACUUCCUCCCUCAUACCCACCCACCUGUGUGCCUCAUAAGUCCAAGGCGGGGGAUCUGCUGACCAGUAGACACUCAUGUGCUAAACACAAGUGCUUUUCUAGGCUUUGGGAUUUAAAGCUACACUUUGGAAUUUGUGGAAGAUCUGGCCAUCUUGGAAAAUUAGGUAGAAGAAGACAUAACGACUGGACUAAACCACUGAUCAUCCCAACGGUGCCCAUGUCUUUUCUGUUUUUUGUUUUUGUUUUUGUUUUUUUAGAGAUGAGGACGUGCUGUGUCCCCCAGGUUGGAAUGCAAUGGUACAAUCAUAGCUCACUGCAGCCUUGAACUCCUGGGCUCAAGCGAUCUUCCCACCUCAGCCUCCCGAGUAGCUGGGACUAGGCCCUGCUAAUUUGUUUAUUUUUAGUAGAGACAAGGGUCACACUGUACUGCCCAGGCUGGGUGUAGGUUUUUUCUGAAGAGCAUUUGGGAGUUUUGGUUUUUGCUUGGUUACUUUUCCUAUACACCCUUCUACCACUAGGGGGAGAUGAUUAAUCACUAAUUGAAGGGAUUUUGUUCGUUUUUUAUGUUUUGGGUUUUUUUGUUUGUUUCAAUAAAGAAAGAGUUUAAUUGCAGUAAGGCAGGCCACACAGGAGAUGGAGUUCUUAUUCAAAUCGGUCUCUCUGAAGGCUCAGGGUUUUCAAGGCGGAGUUCUUGCUAUCAUUCCACUCCUUAGGUACAUGAAGUUGGUAGAUGUGUAGUUUGAUGUUAGAUUAUUGGUUGGAUGCAUGCACCGCUGGUUGUAGAGACCGGUAAAGCCCACUAGCAGGACCCCACCUGGACCACAGCAAUCCUGCAACCUGCUGGACCAUGACCGAGAACAAACACAAGGGACCUGAAAUGCGUUGCAAAGACCAGAAGCCGACAUCCACAUUCUCCACCCACGGAGAGCCCCAGAGUCCCUCAUGCACAGCCUGCUUGAUCUAUUUUACACACAUUCGCAACAGGUUUGGUUUUCAAGCUUACAACAUAUUAGAAACAGAAAGGAAGAAAGGCUGUCAGCAGCAGAAAUACCUUUGAGCAAGAGGGACGGUCUUUGAGAAGCAGACUUGAUAACUCACCGUGCGCUCUUCAUGCACCAGACACUGCAGCAGCCACAGCGUCCCACAUGGGAUGCCACACGUGAUGAUGUUAUGUUCAUCGUGAUGACCUCAGGCAUGAAGAAGAGGUUCAGCCAUUUCACACAGUCUGUUUAACACAGACGUACAUGAGAAUCUCAGAAACCAAAUAAUUCAAACAAAGAGUCUGGGAUUCUUUCAAAAGGGUUGCCUCUCCCUCUGAUCGGUGGGAGGGAGAGGGGCUGUGGGUGUUAGUGAUGGGGAAGGCCAGAGAGGCUGGGAUGUUCCAUCAGCCAACCACUCAGAAGGAGAAUAGUGCCACCAACAUCAGGAGCUCUCUUCUAGUGGACAUAUCUAGAGAUAUGUGGCUCAGCCCUGCGUUGCUGCGUGUGGUCACCCGCUCUUAACUAAAUACAGUACUCUAAAUAUGGCUGCUCCCAAAGAGACUGUGGGCUGUCCUCACCAGCCAUCCUGUCCCACCCCCACCAGAAGAAACCUCUUCUUAUUAUUAAUUCCCUAACCAAUUGCAGAUAGUGCAGAUGGUCUUAAAGGAAAUGCCAGAGAACAAAGUUUUCUCUGAUCAAAGUAUCUUAAGAUGUGUCCAUCCUCAUUAGAUGCCAGCGAUAAAAAGGAACAAAAGUUUUUCUCAAAGAGUGAAAAGGAAAUGAGAUCAGUGAUGGCAGGUCUAAUUGUGGACAUGUUUGCUUCGACCUUACCAUGGACCACUCACUCAGUGGGUGCCAGACACAAUGCAGUGGCUUGGCGCAGGUUAUGUGAUUUUUUUUGAGAUGGAGUCUUGCUCUGUCACCUAGGCUGGAGUGCAGUGGCACGAUCUCGGCUCACUGCAACCUCCGUCUCCCAGGUUCAAGCGAUUCUUCCGCCUCAGCCUCCUGAGUAGCUGGGAUUACAGGCAUGUGCCACCAUGCCAGGCUAAUUUUUGUAUUUUUAGUAGAGAUGGGUUUUUGCCAUGUUGGCCAGGCUGGUCUAGAACUCCGAACCUCAAGUGAUCCGCCCACCUUGGCCUCCUAAAGUGUUGGGAUUACAGGCGUGAGCCACUGCUCCUGGACAGGUUAUGUGAUUUUAAAGUCCCACUGUAUUUUAUUAAGGAGUUGAUUGAACCUCAAGGAAGUAAAGCAACUUAUCCAGAACAUACAGCUACGAAGCUAGAAACUCAAGAUUCCAACGAGGUCCAUCCAAUUCCAAAAGCCCAGUGAACUUUCUGUUACUUUCUAUGGGAAGUUUUCAGGUUUAGCAUAAAGCAACAUUUCUUAAUUAUGAAUACAAUCUUAUGUAACCAAAUUGCACAUUAAAGGGUAGUCCUUUUGAUCCUUCUUUCCUCUUUUCUAAUAAUUUUUACAAGGCCUCAAAGGAAUAGAACUCUAAAUCUGUUUUAUUAAAUUGCUUUAGUUUUCAAACAAAAAUAGCUCCUGUUGGUUUAUCUUUAGCUGAUAACCUAAAAACAUUCCUUUUUUUAUCACUGUAAAAUAAUUUGUCUUUAAAAGGUAUUCUGUCUCCUCUUUAAUUUUAUGUUGAAAUAAAAUUUUUUGGUGUCCAGGGGAGUUGGCCAUUUUAGUGGCUGGUGUCUCAUCUGAGGUCAGAGGUGAGCCUUGCGACAUAGAAAUGAUGGGGGUGAAAAAGGAAAAGCUCACCUUCAAUAACUGAGCUAAGCAUGGUGGUGAGGAGCAUGGGCUUCAGAAUCUCUUGACCCUAGUGCCUUGCCAGUGCCUCAGUUUCCUCAUCUGCAAAACAACUGACAAGAUUAAGAGAAUUAAAUUAUAAUAGCUAUGCGUUAGUGGCAAGGCAGCAUGAAUAAUGGCUCUGAGCGUGAAUUCUGGGUUGAAUCUCUCUGGGCCUCAGUUUUCCACAUCUAUCUUUUUUUUUUUGAGAGGGAGUCUUGCUCUGUCACCCAGGCUGGAGUGCAGUAGCACGAUCUCGGCUCACUGCAACCUCCACCUCCAGGAUUCCAGUGAUUCUGCUGCCUCAGCCCCCUGAGUAGCUGAGAUUACAAGUGCCCGCCAUCACACCUGUCUAAUUUUUGUAUUUUAGUAGAGAUGGGGUUUCACCAUGUUGGUUGGGCUGGUCUCGAACCCCUUACCUCAAAUGAUCCACCCACCUCGGCCUCCCAAAUUGCUGGGAUUACAGGAGUGAGCCACUGUGCCCAGCACGUGUAGCUGUUGGUGCCUAUUAUUCCAGAACUCCAGAGGCAUGGAAUAAACGGGAUGUAAGGCAAAACCCACUCAUCUCCCAAAACUCAGGCCACCCACACGUGGGCCUGCACAAUGACAGCACAUUGAAGUGACCAAGGAAGUUUGAGUACCAUGGUUUGCUCUCAAGGAACUUAAAUCCUAAAACGUACAUGAAAUCCUGAGGGAAAAAGACCUCACAAAUAUACUACACAAUAGGAGUUAUUUCACCAGGUUAAUUGCCAGUGAGAAAUGCAAUGUUUCUAUUGGCAGAGCAAGACUUCCUUUAGCACCUGUGGCUGGCUGAAUAGUGGCCACCAAAGAUAUCAAGGUCCUGUUCCCUGGAACCUAUGAAUGUUGCUUUAGAUGGAAAAAGGUCUGCCUAUGUGACCAAAUUAAGGAUUUUGAGAUGUGAAGAUGGUUUUAGAUUACUCAGGUGGGCCCUAAAUGCAAUCUCAGGUGUUCUUGUAAGAGGGAGGCAGAGGGAGAUUUGAUACAGGAUGAGAAAGUGGUGUGGCCACAAGCCCAGGAAUGCCAGUGGCCACCAGAAGCUGGAAGAGGCAAGAAACAGGUCCUCCCUGGAGCCUCUGGAGAGAAUGCUGCCCUGCCAACAGCUUGCCUUUGGCUGUCUUGUCUGUUCUGUCCUGUCCUAUCCUGUUUCUUUUCUUUCUCUCUCUUUUUUUUGUUUUUUUGGAGAUGGAGUCUUGCUCUGUUGCCCGGGCAGGAAUGUGGUGGUGUGAUCUCAGUUCACUACAACCUCUGCCUCCCAGGUUCAAGUGAUUCUCCUUCCUCAGCCUCCCAAGAGCUGGAAUUACAGGCGUCCACCACCACACCCAGCGAAUUUUUGUAUUUUUAGUAGAGAUGGAGUUUCACCAUGUUGGCCAGGCAGGUCUCCAACUCCUGACCUCAAGUGCUCCUCCGACCUCGGGCUCCCAAAGUGCUGGGAUUACAGGCAUGAGCCACUGAGCCACCGUGCCUGGCCUCUUUCCCUUC